Messenger RNA from Anguilla anguilla (European eel), 3395 nucleotides. It is a transcript of the gene sh2d5, whose product is annotated as SH2 domain containing 5. The coding region runs from base 889 to 2100 and encodes 403 amino acids. The transcript is spliced from 10 exons. Lineage: Eukaryota; Metazoa; Chordata; Actinopteri; Anguilliformes; Anguillidae. The record is from RefSeq and is a predicted model, not a curated record. Gene Ontology annotation, cellular component: postsynaptic density.
GCACAGAAAAGGCCAGGGAUGAAUUGCAGCAGAUAUAGUGCUCUCGUUGAGACGCACAUGUUGUAAAAUACCUGUAGCCUACCUGUUCAUUCAUGUAACGGAUAGGGGCGUGUUUUGUACAUUCUGCUUGACAACUAGACUACUCUGGUUUUUUUGCCUCAAGUUAUCCGUCUGUUUGCAGAUACUGUAGGCUAAUCUUGGGCGUUGGUAUGGAAUGCUGAGGCUGCAAUGCAGUCAAGAGGCCCUUUCAUUCGUAAAAGAGAUUUGUUUGGUAUUUUCUGGAGAGAAAAAAUGUGACGUUACGACAGACUUCUCAGUUGCUAUAUCACAAAGAGCUUUGAAAAAAAUCACCUUCAUUUCAGUUUUGAAGAUAUUAGGCCUAUACCCGUUUUUUAUAGGCAAGAAAAUGCAUUCUGCUCAGUUAGAUUCAGUAUGGCUAAAAGAAUGAAACGUUUAACUUACAGGCCUACGGGCAGAUGUAUAUUAGUUCAAAUAAUAUAUAUUUGAAAUCGUAGAUAGCUUUGGACAUGCUUAUCGGGGCACAUCCUAUAGAGUUAUUGCAUUUUAGACCUGGUGAAGCCAGCAGCGUCUAAGACAUUCGCCUAAUCAGAGGCGGAGAACACGUAGCCUAGUGUAGUGAAAGAAGCCUACUUUUCUGGCUGCUUCCAGUCUGAUGGUGAAUUGGCUUUGCGUGUUUUUCUCUAAUUUAGGCAUAUCUGAACAGAGUUGUUUGUUAAUUGGACGCACCGGCGAAGCCCAAAGAACGAGUCUGAUUUCGUCACAGACUGAGUAGGCGGUCUGCUGCCACCGCUGUAGCGCACAGGGCCGAGUGUGGAGCUUCGCCCGCGCCUGGAGGGAGGCCACUUGAGCAUAAACACGCCUGAAGAAAUGGGCGAAACUCCUGCCGGAGAGGGCAGCACGGUGACGCGGUCGGCCGAGUACGUGGGCUCCUUCCUGGUGGAAGACUGCUGUCUGGACGAGCAGAUCCAGCGCCUGCAUGCGCAGCUGCACUCCCUGGCGACCUGCAAGAGGAGGAGGUCUGUCUCCUUGAAGUUCUCCAUUAAGGGUGUGAAGGUGUACGACGAGGACGAAACUACCCUGCUGAUGGCUCAUGCGCUGCACAGAGUGUCCCUCUCUACAGCUCGCCCGUCAGACGCCCAGUUCGCCUUUGUGUCUCACAACCCCGGCAGCCUGGAUGCACAGCUCUACUGCCACCUGUUCAAGGCCCGACAUGCGCGCGCGGCCCAGUUUCUGAAUCUACUCCUGUGCCGCUGUUUCCAGCUGUCUUACCUAGAGAAGCACCCCGAGGCAGCAGAAGGGCAGGCAGACAGGGGGGGCACCCUGCCCCCCCUGCCCCCGUCCCUCCUAAACCAGGGCUUCCCCCUCAGCGUCAGCGCUCUGGUGUCCUUCCGCAGAGCCCCCACCCAGGGGCUCCUGCCUGGAGAGAAGGUGCCCUCCAGGGCAGCUGAUGACAGGCAGAGCAGCCCAGAGGAAGGCCCCGCCCCCUCCUCUCCCACUUUGGUGCGCAAGAAGGCCAUCCGAAACAAAGUACUGCGCUCAGGGGCCUACCGGUCCUUCACCUACACCCCCCACAAACAGCGCCUCCUGCAGGACCGGCUGAACUCCCAACCAGGAAGGGCGCUGGACAACCCGCCGGUUCCCCUGUCCAAACCGCGCCCACUCAGUUUGGCGGAGACGGAGGAGGCCCUGGCAGAGGUUGUGUGGUCCUGGGCCGGAAUCUCCAGUGACAGCAGCUCAGCCCUGCUGGCAGAGGACGUUCUGGGGUCCUUCCUGUUGUGCUCUCGGACAGAAGCGCCUAGCUGUGGAUCCCUCAUCGUACGCUGCCCUUCUGGCCUUGUCACCUUCCCCAUCCGAAGCACUGCCAAAGGAAAAUACCUGCUGCAGAACUGCCACACACAAUUUGACAGCAUUGCUUCAAUAAUGGAGCACUACACUGAGAGCAGAGGGGAGCUGGAAUGCCUGCUGAGCUGUGCCCGGGUCAACCACUGCUAUGAGUGGGAGGAAAAGGCAGGAAAGUCCCAGGCUUCUGGCCUGCUGAAAGGUUCCAGUAGAUGCAAACCAAGAGAAGAGUGGGUUUAAACCACUUUCUCAUCGCUCACUAUUAGUCCGUUUAUCUUGCCAGUUAACAGAAGGUAAAGCUGAGCGAGCUGUAUUUGUAUAUUUUUGGAUCAUAUAUUUUUGGAUUGUAUAUUUUUAUUAAGACCUACCUACUUAAUUCCCAGCAAUGAGACCUGAGAAAGAAACUCAGAGAUGGGGGUGUGUGUUUGGAGCAGUUGUCUCUGGUGGGGGGAGGGGCAGGGGACUUUUUAAAACAUAGUGUGACUCCUUUACGAUGAACCUUCUGAGGGUUACAUUUGCCGUAGCACUUUAUAAAUGUUUUCAUACUUUUAUUUUUUAAUCAGUUUUUUUAAUGCCAUCCUGAAAAUGUGUUUUCACUUUUUACCAAUUCAUAUUUUUAAAACUUCAAAACAAGAGAGAUUCAUUACCAUCACUUCCACACUCCUUGGUCUGCUGUCUAUUCCUACCCCAAACCCUGGACCACAGUGUCCUGUUCCUGGACAAGGUUGAACCAGGUGUUUUUUUUUUUUUUUUGGAAGGGGGUUCUGGGUACAGGAAACGGGGGAGAUGAACCCUGUAGAAAUGACUGCUUCAGGUGCAGCAGCAGUUGCCAUAGUGUCUGCAUGCGUUACGCAUACAGCAGGGCCAGAACUGUAUUCAUCAUUUUUAAAUGUUUUAAAUCUUUUUUUAAAGAAACAUCCCUGUGUAUUAAUAUGCAGAUUAACUGUAGUGAUUUGAGGACUUAAUGUAUAACAAAGUGCAUUUAAAUAUUUCUUGUUUUCUUUUUAAUCCAAAUAUAGAAACCUUUUGAGCAGUUACUGCCUAUGCAGAUAAUAAACCCCAGUUAAGUACAGAAAACCUGGUGUGCAGUCAGUGCUUGCUCUAUCUGCUGUUUUUUUUUUUUUACAUUAAUUUAGUUUAAUUUUAGUGGUGAUGCCUCUGCUUGUCUGUGCUUUCAGCAUAAUACUGUCUUCACAGCUUCAUAUUAUACUAUCUUCCAGCCUUUUUAACAGACUCCAGGGACUAUGACAGCAGCUCCUACACAUUUGACUUUUUCCCCUUUUACCUUUUCUCGCCGAAGUCCCUGUUUAAAGGGACUUCACCUGCUUUGGUGCCCGUAAUAAUAAGAUAAUAUAAAUCUUUAUAUAUACUUUAGAAAGCUGACAUUUCCUUGUCCUCGCCUGACAGAAGAUAGUUUUUCUGGUACCUAAAUGUUUUUCUUCCAAUGCCCAUUGUGGAAUAGUAAUUGUAAUUAAUUGGUCAGAUGAUGGAAAUGUUUUCUAAAGUGAGUAAAAAGAUGAUUUCUCAAAUUAAAA